UCUCUCGUCGGAGGUGCAGCAGGGAAAAUCGAUCAAGACGUGAUCAACAAUAACGAUUACGAAUCAGCGUGGAAGAUGCUCGAGGACACCUACGAAGACGAGCGACUCAUCAUCGACACACACAUAGACGCUUUGCUCGCACUACCAAAGAUGAAUAGUGAGAACGGUAAUGAAUUGCGGAAUUUGCUUGAUAUCUGCACGAAACACGUCGAUGCAUUGAAGAACCGAUCGUUACCAGUCGAAGGUCUUGCCGAGAUGAUCCUGCUCAAUGUCAUUGCCAAACGCCACACGAAAACUAUGGGAAUCGCAAAUCCCGUCAGAUGAACUGCCCACCUACACCGAGACGAUCGAUUUCCUUCGAGAACGAAGCCGUAUACUCCAGAAGAUGAAAGGCUACAACGAACUACGUCCAUCAGUUUCCACGAGACAGAAAGGUAAACCAUCCGACAUCAAGCCCGUCCAAAGCAGGAAUUUUGUGCAAACGUCGAAUCAGUCCAAGGAAUCGUGUGCAUGCUGUGGAAAUGAACACCUAAUCUACAAGUGCGACGUGUUCAAGGACAUGACGAUAAGCGAGCGAUACACCAAAGUGAAGCAGACUGGCCUUUGCUUUAAUUGCCUACGACGAGGUCAUCGUACUGGAGAAUGCAACUCGGAUAGAACGUGUAAAACAUGCAAACGAAAGCAUCAUAGUUUGCUCCAUGAGAACUAGACCACAGCUCCACAAUUUGGAGUAAGCCAGUCAUCCGCGGUAACAUCAUCAGUCCCAGAAGAACAUUGUGAAGUCGCUGGACAAGCACCAGGAAGUGUCAACUGUGCUCGAGCGGCAACGACAAAGCAAGUGCUUCUUUCGACGGCAGAGGUAGAAGUAUAUGGUUCCGGGAAUAACCGCCUAGCAUGCCGAGCUUUGUUGGAUUCCGGAUCUGACUCGCAUCUCAUCAGUGAAGCAUUCGCGAGGAAGUUGAAUAUACCAAUGGAGCGCGUUAACAUUCCAAUCAGCGGAGUGAAUAAUGCUGCGACACGAGUCAAGCACAAGCUUCAUACCACGAUUAGCUCACGUGUCAAUCCAUUCGUCGUUGAUUUGGAUUUCCUUGUCGUACCGACGAUAACUGCGAAUCUGCCCAUCACCAAGGUGGACGUGCGUUCUUGGAUCAUUCCUGCUAAUCUUGCGUUGGCAGACCCAUCGUUCCAUACUCCCGACGAAAUCCAAAUGAUUAUCGGUGCUGAACUAUUUUUCGACCUGAUCAAGACCGGCCGCAUGAAACUUGCUGAAGGAACGCCUACGUUAAUCGAAACACAGUUGGGUUGGAUUGUUAGCGGUCCGGUAAAGGCGAUACAAAUCGGCCCCACACAUGCAGUUUGCCAAUUGAACCACAUCGAUGACCAACUAAAUCGCACCCUUGUGAAGUUUUGGGAACUCGAAACCUGCAUAGAAGCAUCUCCAUAUACGCCAGCGGAACAAGCCAUCGAGGAACACUACGAGCGAACGACUUCACGCGACGAAAGUGGUCGGUACAUUGUCAAACUGCCGUUUAACCAAAACAAGAGCCAACUUGGUGACUCUUUGGAAACGGCACGAGUACGAUUCAACCGACUACUGAGAUCUUUCGCAAACGACGAGAAGAAAAAACGCUACACCGAAUUCAUGGAUGAGUACCUACACAAUUAGGCCAUAUGGCGGAAGUGCAUGACAAACCCGAGGAUUGCUA
Messenger RNA from Armigeres subalbatus, 1706 nucleotides. RefSeq lists its product as uncharacterized. The record is from RefSeq and is a predicted model, not a curated record. Lineage: Eukaryota; Metazoa; Arthropoda; Insecta; Diptera; Culicidae. The transcript is spliced from 2 exons. The coding region runs from base 971 to 1666 and encodes 231 amino acids.